AUGGCUGCGUCGGUCAUCACUGUGCUGUUCCUGUUCUCCUGUCUACUGCAGUCUGCCUCUGCAGAUCUACAGGAACAACAGGUAACAGCACAUCCUGGACAGACUGUCACUCUGUCAUGUCGAGCUCCAAACAACGUCAUCAUAACAGCUGUUGAGUGGAUCAUAUCUGACAGAUACGUCUACUUGAAGGAAGACGGGCACCUGAACACAGCAAACCAGGAUCCAUCUUAUGUGAACCGGGUGCAGCUGAAGGACGAUGAGAUGAAGAACGGUGACCUGUCUCUGAUUCUGAAGAACGUGAACAGCAAAGAUAAAGGAAGAUAUGAGUGUCGUUAUGAGGAGAAAGGAAGCUGGAAGAGAGCUGAUCAGAUUAAACUCACCGUCAUCCUGGAUGCUGGAGACCUACAGCUACAACCGAUAAAAGAGAUAACAGUACAUCCUGGAGAUGAUGUCAGUCUGCCAUGUCGGGCUCCAAACUACAUCACCAUAACAACUGUUGAGUGGAGCAGAUCUGGCCUCAACAAACGUGUCUUCUCCCAGCGAGAUGGGAACCUGAACACAGCAGGCCAGGAUCCAUCUUAUGUGAACCGGGUGCAGCUGAGGGACGAUGAGAUGAAGAACGGUGAACUGUCUCUGAUUCUGAAGAACGUGAACAGCAACGAUGGAGGAACAUACGAGUGUCGCUAUAAAGAGGAGAGAGGAAGAAACUUGGAGACAGCUGAUCAGAUUAAACUCACUGUCAUCCCGGUUGCUGGAGGAUUCAGCACAUUGACUUGUAAAUAA
Scomber scombrus (Atlantic mackerel) is the source of this 783-nucleotide messenger RNA. RefSeq names its product selection and upkeep of intraepithelial T-cells protein 8-like. The record is from RefSeq and is a predicted model, not a curated record. The transcript is spliced from 4 exons. Lineage: Eukaryota; Metazoa; Chordata; Actinopteri; Scombriformes; Scombridae. The coding region runs from base 1 to 783 and encodes 260 amino acids.